AUGUUACAUCUGGAACACUCUUGCUUGUUUUUCAGGAGCUGGCUGGCUCUGACAGUCAGCGUGCUUCUGGAUUGGAAGCCCUCAGCUUGCCGCAGUCUCUCUGGGUCCCGUCCAAAUAUCCUCCUUCUGAUGGCAGACGAUCUCGGCAUCGGGGAUGUCGGCUGCUAUGGCAACGACACCGUAAGGACUCCGAACAUUGACCGCCUUGCCGCGGAUGGCGUGAUGCUCACCCAGCACAUCGCUGCUGCUUCUGUGUGCACACCAAGCAGAGCUGCUUUCCUAACAGGCAGAUACCCUCUCCGAACAGGUAUGGUGUCCAGUAAUGGUUACCGUGUUCUUCAGUGGACGGGCGUAUCUGGAGGACUUCCACCAAAUGAAACAACUUUUGCAAAAAUAUUGAAAGAUAAAGGCUAUGCCACUGGACUCAUAGGAAAAUGGCAUCUGGGUCUCAACUGUGAAUCCUCCGAUGAUUACUGCCACCACCCGCUCAGCCAUGGCUUUGACCAUUUCUACGGAAUGCCGUUUUCCAUGAUGGGAGACUGUGAGUCCUGGGAAAUGUCUGAAAAGCGUGCAGGCUUGGAGCAUAAACUCAACGUCUGCUCGCAUGUCAUGGCGUUGGCCGCCUUUACACUCACCGUUGGGAAACUCACCCGCCUGGUAGCGGGCUCCUGGGCUCUGGUCAUCUGCUCAGCCAUCGUGGCCCUGUUAUGCUUCACAACCUCCUAUUUCAUGGGUGCCCUGAUUGUUCACGCCGACUGCUUUCUGAUGCGAAAUCACUCCAUCACCGAGCAACCUAUGCGCCUUCAAAGGACGACGGCUCUUAUGCUCAAGGAGGUCUCAUCCUUUGUCAAAAGAAACAAGCAAGGACCCUUCCUCCUCUUCGUGUCCUUUCUACAUGUCCACACCCCUCUCAUCACUACCGAGAACUUCCGAGGGAGGAGUCCCCAUGGGCUGUACGGGGACAACACAGAAGAGAUGGAUUGGAUGGUGGGGCAGAUCCUUGAUACUUUGGACACGGAAGGUUUGACUAAUAGUACCCUCGUUUAUUUUACGUCGGAUCAUGGGGGAUCCUUAGAGGCUCAGUUUGGAAACAAUCAAUAUGGUGGCUGGAAUGGGAUAUAUAAAGGUGGCAAAGGCAUGGGCGGCUGGGAAGGUGGGAUCCGGGUCCCAGGGAUACUCCGGUGGCCCGGGGUGCUGCCCGCUGGCCGCCUGAUCCACGAGCCCACCAGCCUGAUGGAUGUCUUCCCCACCGUGGUCCAGCUGGGGGGUGGCCAGGUGCCCCAUGACAGGGUCAUUGACGGCCGGGACCUUCUGCCCUUGCUCCUGGGGACAGCCCAGCACUCGGAGCACGAGUUCCUGAUGCAUUACUGCGAGAGCUUCCUGCACGCAGCCCGGUGGCACCAACGGAACAGAGGGGCAGUGUGGAAAGUCCACUACGUGACCCCGAUAUUCCACCCAGAUGGAGCCAGUGCCUGCUACGGGAGAGGGGUCUGCCCAUGCUUUGGGGACAAAGUAGCCCACCAUGACCCACCGUUGCUGUUUGACCUCUCAAGAGACCCUUCCGAGGCUCACGCCCUCACGCCAGACACAGAGUCCUCAUUCCAUCAGGUGAUGGAGAGAAUCACAAAGGCCGUGGAGGACCAUCGCCGGACGCUCAGCCCGGUUCCACUGCAGCUGGACAUGCCGGACAACAUCUGGAAGCCGUGGCUCCAGCCCUGCUGUGGUCGGUUCCCCCUCUGCUGGUGUGAUCGGGAAGCUGACCCACAAUAG
Molecule: messenger RNA, 1770 nt
Organism: Lipotes vexillifer (Yangtze River dolphin)
Lineage: Eukaryota; Metazoa; Chordata; Mammalia; Artiodactyla; Lipotidae
Gene: ARSL
Product: arylsulfatase L
Exons: 10
Coding region: 1-1770 (589 amino acids)
Molecular function (GO): arylsulfatase activity
Source: RefSeq, a predicted model, not a curated record